AACCACGGGGGGGGUGGCGCGCAAACGCCCGCGCACGCGCAGCAGGUGGGCCGAGGCCUGGGCCUGGCGAUGCCGGCGGCGACGGGCGGACGCUGGGGGCGCUUCUGGGAGCAGCGGGCCCAGCAGCUGCAGCGGCAGGUGCAGGCCAAAGAAGAGUGGAUAGUUGAUCUGGAAACAGAAAAUGCAGUUCUCCACCUGAGGCUGGCGCAGUACCAAGGAGCGGCUGGACAGAGUGGAAGUGCGUCUGCAGGGCUGUGCUCCCUGUGCGGCCCGCGGGCCCGGCUGCCGAGAAGCCCCCACGCGGCCCUGCUCCGGCUCCGCCCGGUGAUUCAGGCACUGAAGCAAGACGUAAAGGCACUGCAUGCCUCUUUUCUGGAAGUUUUCAGGAAUUUCUGGGACCACCUGCAGACAGGCCUUUCUGAAGUGGCCGAGGGGGUCCAGAGGGCACAGCUCCAACACCAGGCUCUGCUGUCUUGGCGGUCCGAGGCGGGACAUCUGGAGCGAUGCCUGCAGGAAGCAGACUCGAGGUACCAGCUAGAGAAGCAGAGGAGGAAGGUGCUUCACAACCGUUUGGUGGAGCUGAAAGGGAAUAUCAGGGUUCACUGCCGGAUCCGCCCUUUGUUGCCUUUUGAUGAGGAAUCCGAGGAUCCAGCUUCACAGAACAGCUCUGUGCCUGCGGAAGUGGUCCACGCCGUCGACGAUGAAACAGUCCUGGUGAAAUGUGAUCGGGCCGCUCACCCGCCGAUUAAUAACACUUAUAGUUUUGAGAGAGUCUAUGGCCCCGCGGAAUCCCAGCAAGCGGUAUUUGGGGAUGUGUGCCCCCUGCUUACGUCACUCUCGGACGGGUACAACGUUUGCAUCAUGGCUUACGGACAGACGGGAUGUGGCAAGAGUUAUACCAUGCUGGGCCCCCAGUCCCCGGGGGAGCCCGUCCCGCCGUGGGAACCGCACAGCGACCUGGGAGUCCUGCCCAGGGCUGCCGGAGAGCUCUUCAGGCUUAUCUCAGAAAACCCGUCAAGGAGCCUGAAGGUUGACGUGUCCAUAGUGGAAGUUUAUAAUAACAACAUUUUUGACCUUCUGGCCAAAGACGGUCGCACAGCAGCGUCUGGGCCCAAGCGUGAGGUGCUGACCGCCCAGGAGGCAAAGCAGGAGGUCUGUCUGCUGACCCGAGAGCCCGUCCACAGUGCCGCGGAGUUCAUGGCGCUCGCUGCUGGGAGCCUGCAGCUCAGGGCGGAGCUGGCCACCUCAGUGCACGCCAAUUCUUCCAGAUCCCACCUGAUAAUAACGGCGACUCUGACCACAGCCCCCGCCCGUGGCAGCCCCGGUGCGCAUCAUCCCCCUGCAGCUGAGCAGCAGGCCAACGGGCCGCGGCCCGAGGGGAGCAGGCGGAGAGCGUCGGGGGGCAGAGCCUGGCCUGGGGCCCUGGGGGCCCAGCGACCCGCGGAGCAGGUGCACGCCAAGCUUCAGCUCGUGGACCUGGCCGGCAGCGAGUGUGUGGGUGUGUCUGGAGUGACAGGAUCGGCCCUGAGGGAGACUUCGUUCAUCAACCGGAGCCUGGCGGCCCUCGAGGAUGUCCUGGGGGCCCUGGCGGAGCGUCGAGGCCACGUCCCGUACCGGAACAGCAAGCUUACCCACUUUCUCCAGGACGUUCUCGGUGGCGACGCGAAGCUGCUGGUGAUCCUGUGCGUGUCCCCCUGCCGGAAGCACGUGGCCGAGACGCUGCGGUGCCUGGGGUUUGGGGCCCGGGCGAGGCAAGUCCAGCGCGGCCAAGCCAGAGGGGGCAGUCCCGCCCCCCGAAAACCCAGGUGACUGAGAAGCGGAGGCCGGGCUGCACGUGGCAAUGGGCUUCCCACCCCCCCACCCCCCACUCCGAAACGAGUUUCCUCUUGUCACUUGA
Molecule: messenger RNA, 1897 nt
Organism: Felis catus (domestic cat)
Lineage: Eukaryota; Metazoa; Chordata; Mammalia; Carnivora; Felidae
Gene: KIF25
Product: kinesin family member 25
Exons: 15
Coding region: 70-1809 (579 amino acids)
Biological process (GO): microtubule-based movement
Molecular function (GO): microtubule binding; ATP binding; microtubule motor activity
Source: RefSeq, a predicted model, not a curated record